Messenger RNA from Mustela erminea (ermine), 2227 nucleotides. It is a transcript of the gene BIN1, whose product is annotated as bridging integrator 1. Gene Ontology annotation, biological process: regulation of endocytosis. The transcript is spliced from 20 exons. Gene Ontology annotation, cellular component: plasma membrane; synaptic vesicle; cytoplasm. Lineage: Eukaryota; Metazoa; Chordata; Mammalia; Carnivora; Mustelidae. The record is from RefSeq and is a predicted model, not a curated record. The coding region runs from base 352 to 2181 and encodes 609 amino acids. Gene Ontology annotation, molecular function: tau protein binding; phospholipid binding.
CACUCGCCGCAGCUCCCGGCAUCCGCGCGCACCGCUCCCUCCUUCUUAGCCAAGCGUUCCCGGGCCCGCAAUGGCCCUUUAAAAGGCAGAGUCUAGUCCAGAGGGGGCGGGCGGGGGGCGCUGACCGCCGUCCGAGGCCCGGCCCCUCCUCCCUGCCCCUCCCUCGGUCCGUCCCUCCCUGGGUCCCCGCGUCGCUCGCCCCCUCGUUCGCUCGCCGGGCGCACGCUCCGCCUCCGUCAGUCGGCUCGGCUGUCUAGCGCGCAGCGUGGAGCCGGAGCCGGGGCCGGACGCGCUGCUAGGGGCUGGGGGCUGGGAGAUCGGCGCCCGCCACCGGGCCAGGCCUGAGCCGCGAUGGCUGAGAUGGGCAGCAAGGGGGUGACGGCAGGGAAGAUCGCCAGCAACGUGCAGAAGAAGCUCACGCGCGCGCAGGAGAAGGUCCUCCAGAAACUGGGAAAGGCGGAUGAGACAAAGGAUGAGCAGUUUGAACAGUGUGUCCAGAAUUUCAACAAGCAGCUGACUGAGGGCACUCGACUGCAGAAGGAUCUCCGGACCUACCUGGCCUCAGUCAAGGCCAUGCACGAGGCCUCCAAGAAACUGAAUGAAUGUCUGCAGGAGGUGUACGAGCCCGACUGGCCUGGCAGGGAUGAAGCCAACAAGAUAGCUGAGAACAAUGACCUCCUCUGGCUGGAUUACCACCAGAAGCUGGUGGACCAGGCGCUGCUGACCAUGGACACAUACCUGGGCCAGUUCCCUGACAUCAAGUCACGUAUUGCCAAGCGCGGGCGGAAGCUGGUGGACUAUGACAGUGCCCGGCACCAUUACGAGUCCCUCCAAACCGCCAAAAAGAAGGAUGAAGCCAAAAUUGCCAAGCCUGUCUCGCUGCUUGAGAAAGCUGCCCCCCAGUGGUGCCAAGGCAAACUGCAGGCUCAUCUCGUAGCUCAAACUAACCUGCUCCGAAAUCAGGCAGAGGAGGAGCUCAUCAAAGCCCAGAAAGUGUUUGAGGAGAUGAAUGUGGAUCUGCAGGAAGAGCUGCCAUCCCUGUGGAACAGCCGUGUAGGUUUCUAUGUGAACACAUUUCAGAGCAUUGCGGGCCUGGAGGAGAACUUCCACAAGGAGAUGAGUAAGCUCAACGAGAGCCUCAACGAUGUGCUGGUCAGCCUGGAGAAGCAGCACGGGAGCAACACCUUCACAGUCAAGGCCCAGCCCAGAAAGAAAACUAAACUGCUCUCCCGGCUGCUCAGAAAGAAGAACAGUGACAACGCCCCUGCAAAAGGGAACAAGAGCCCUUCGCCUCCGCCCGAUGGCUCCCCGGCUGCCACCCCAGAGAUCAGAGUCAACCACGAGCCUGAGCCACCUAGCUCGGCCACAGCCGGGGCAUCCCUCCCCAAGUCCCCAUCUCAGCUCCGGAAAGGGCCACCAGUCCCUCCGCCUCCCAAACACACCCCGUCCAAGGAGGUCAAGCAGGAGCAGAUCCUCAGCCUGUUUGAUGACACGUUUGUCCCUGAGAUCAGCGUGACCACCCCCUCCCAGUUUGAGGCCCCGGGGCCUUUCUCGGAGCAGGCCAGUCUGCUGGACCUGGACUUUGACCCCCUCCCACCUGUGGCGAGCCCUGUGAAGGCACCCACACCCUCUGGUCAGUCAAUUCCAUGGGACCUCUGGGAGCCCACAGAGAGUCCAGCUGGCAGCCUGCCUUCCAGGGAGCCCAGCGCUGCCGAGGGCACCUUUGCUGUGGCCUGGCCCAGCCAGACAGCCGAGCCGGGGCCUGCCCAACCAGCGGAGGCCUCGGAGGUGGCGGGUGGGACCCAACCUGCGGCUGGAGCCCAGGAGCCCGGGGAGACAGCAGCAAGUGAAGCGGCCUCCAGCUCUCUCCCUGCGGUGGUGGUAGAGACCUUCUCAGCAACUGUGAACGGCACCGUGGAGGGUGGCAGCGGGGCGGGACGCUUGGACCUGCCCCCGGGGUUCAUGUUCAAGGUGCAGGCCCAGCAUGACUAUGUGGCCACCGACACGGAUGAGCUGCAGCUCAAGGCUGGUGACGUGGUGCUGGUGAUCCCCUUCCAGAACCCUGAGGAGCAGGAUGAAGGCUGGCUCAUGGGCGUGAAGGAGAGUGACUGGAACCAGCACAAGGAGCUGGAGAAAUGCCGGGGCGUCUUUCCGGAGAACUUCACCGAGCGGGUUCAGUGAGGGCAGCAGCUGGUGCAGCUCUCUGGGCGUGUGAACACCUUUUCCC